CAUAGUUAAUACUUUAAAUGGAAUGGUCAUUUCUUUGUGAGCUAAAGGUGGCAUAUUGGAUUCUUUUCCUCGAUACUUGUGUUCACUGGGUCCUUUCUCACAACCUGUGCACAGUGUUAAAUGUUCCCCAUGACCCGGUGGCCUUGGAAGAACACUUCAGGGAUGAUGAUGAAGGACCAGUUUCCAAUCAGGGUUACAUGCCUUAUUUAAACAAAUUCAUCUUGGAAAAGGUUCAAGGGAACUUUGAUAAAGUUGAAUUCAACAGAAUGUGUUGGACUCUGUGUGCUAAAAAGAACCUCUCGAAAAAUCCUUUGCUGAUCAGUGAUGAAGAUGCAUUUAAAGUGUGGGUUAUUUUUAACUUCUUAUCAGAGGACAAGUACCCUUUAAUCAUUGUACCUGAGGAGAUUGAAUACUUGCUUAAAAAGCUGACGGAAGCAAUGGGAGCGGGUUGGCAGCAGGAGCAGUUUGACCUCUACAAGAUUGCCCUCAACACCAGCCGGGAGGGUCUGUCUGCCUGGGAGCUGAUCGAUCUCAUCGGGAGCGGACAGUUCAGUAAGGGCAUGGACCGACAGACCGUGUCCAUGGCAGUUAACGAAGUCUUUAACGAGCUCAUAUUAGAUGUACUCAAACAGGGUUAUAUGCUGAAAAAAGGUCACAAAAGGAAAAACUGGACAGAACGAUGGUUUGUACUAAAACCCAAUAUUAUUUCCUACUAUGUAAGUGAAGACCUAAAGGACAAGAAGGGAGACAUCAUAUUGGACGGCAACUGUUGUGUAGAGGCCUUGCCUGACAAAGAUGGAAAGAAGUGCCUUUUUCUCAUAAAGUGCCUUGAUAAAAGCUUUGAGAUCAGUGCCUCUGAUAAAAAGAAGAAACAAGAGUGGAUUCAAGCCAUACAGACCACCGUGAGCCUGCUGCGAGCGGGCAGCCCUCCGCCCCACAAAGAAGCACGCCAGAAACGGAAAGAACUGCGCCAGAAGCUCUUGGCUGAGCAGGAGGAAUUGGAGCGGCAGAUGAAGGAACUGCAGGCGGCCAACGAGAACAAGCAGAAGGAGCUGGAGACUGUGAGAAAGGUGGGAGUGCGAGCUGCUGACCUGCACACUUUAGGCUCAGCCUCCGUGGUUUAGAUGGGCUUCUGAAGU
This is a messenger RNA of Meleagris gallopavo (turkey), 1139 nucleotides long. The record is from RefSeq and is a predicted model, not a curated record. NCBI's taxonomy places the organism in Eukaryota, Metazoa, Chordata, Aves, Galliformes, Phasianidae.